This is a messenger RNA of Girardinichthys multiradiatus, 4422 nucleotides long. It is a transcript of the gene mpped2a, whose product is annotated as metallophosphoesterase domain containing 2a. Bases 2108 to 2977 code for a protein of 289 amino acids. The transcript is spliced from 7 exons. The record is from RefSeq and is a predicted model, not a curated record. NCBI's taxonomy places the organism in Eukaryota, Metazoa, Chordata, Actinopteri, Cyprinodontiformes, Goodeidae. Gene Ontology annotation, molecular function: hydrolase activity.
AGUUUAGCUGUGAACCAGGGUUUGUCGUUGUUGUAACUCACCCUGGUGCAUGAUGGUACACAGCUGUCCUCACAGAAGCUGAUGUAACCCUAACCCUUAUCAACUGUUUCUCAUUACACUGUCCAUCCUGUUCACCCUCCAACAAAGCAACCUCUCUGACUGUUCAACAAGAAAGCUGUUAGCACACAUCCUUAAAUCUUCAGUCCAGGGUCCGAAUGUUACUCCCCUUCAGGUCCCCCUCUUCCAAAGGCAUUCCUAUCUCAACAGAAUACGUCGAAGAGCAUCUAUGAAUCAGAACAUACAUCAGGGUUUUUCUUUAUUUCGUUUCUCUUUAGAGAUAGGAUGCAGCUACAUAAACUUCACUCCCGCAGUAGAGCUUGAUUUCCCUGAUUGUCAACGUGAGCUUCAGUGCAUACCUUUCCAGUCAUAAGUUUACAUGCACAAUUAUGGGCAUGCAUUUUAUAUUCAUAUGGGGAUUUAAAUGAUUGCUGCUCAUUUUUUAUGAUGGGCUGAUUAUAAAUUACAGAACUGCAAUAUUUUUAAAUAGAAAAUGUGGAGCACAGCUAUGAAUUUAUUGUGGAUUGUUUUUAAGAUCCACAACACUUAAAAGGUGGAGCAAAGCCCACCUUUCUAAACGGUGUUCAAGAAACACCUUUGCAAUGCCAGGACUACUUCAUCCUGACUAAAGCCAGAUCAAAAUUUUUUAUUUCUCUUCUGAGCAAUGUAUUCCUUAUCUAUUUAGAAGUGUUUUCACACACCAGAGUAAGUUGGCGUUUCAUGGCCCUAGACAUUUAGCCUUUUGUUUUGCUAGAUUUGAUUUCAUAGCUUUGUUUCAACUUAUUUGGACAAAUUAUAAAUUGUUGAUUUAAUACAUUUUUGCUUUUUAGAUUCCCAUCUUAAAGUGUGGAUGUACAGCCUGGACAGGUCACCAGUCCAGGACAGACAACCAUGAAAUGAAAAACUCAUCCCAAAGGGAAAUUUAGAGUAACCAAUUAACCUAACAGUCUUUUUUUUUUUUUGCAGUUACUGGUUGAUCCCCUCCAUGCAAUGGCACAUUGUUGCACCAAACUAAUACAAAAAGAGAAACCGUCUAGGCACUGAGUGCAUACUGGCAUACGUUUUCCGUAGGCCAACAAUUCUCUAUUAAAUAAGUGUUGGACUUCCAUUAGCUUUAAACCACAAUAAUCAAAAUUAACAAAAACAAAUGCUUGACAAUUUAAUGUGUAAGUAUUACUUAAAAUGCGUUUCACUUGGUGUGAAUUACUGAAAUCAAAAACACUUUUCAUUGAUUUUCCAUUCUCUUCUCUAUUGAGAUGCACCUGUACUCGGACAGUCAUUCACGUCUCAAAUGGAUACAAGUGUGAGUUUCGACGGCAAGUAAACGCAGCAAAGAGGCAGAACGCGGGACUGCGCGAGUCCCUCUCCUCCACCCCCUCCCUCCACAAGCCGAUGAAGGCGCGCGUGUUCGCGCGCACGGCGGUGGGGGGUGCUCGCUCCUUCUCCUGCUCUCUGACCCCAGUGGCAGCUCCGGCUCACUGCACUCCGGCUCCCCCUCCGACUCACCGAGGCUGCUGGCUCUCUCUCUCUCUCUCUCUCUCCUGCUGUUUGUCACUGUCUCUCGCCCUACUCUCCGGCUCGCUACCACUUGCUCUCCUCCUGGUUUGGGUUCUUUCCACAAGAGCCAGGCGAGGUCCCGCCGGGUCGAAGGUUCUUGCCCCAGCCCGCCCAGCCUGCUGCAACACCCCCAGACGGUCGCCGAGGAGUCACCGCCGCAUGGACCCGAGUCCCUUUGCUGCUGCUGCUUCUUCUGCCGCCGCUUCUUCUUCUCCUUCCUCCGCGUAGAGUGCGACCCCGACCCGACACUCUUUCUCCGGCCAGAUAUAACACCCAGAGAGGAGGGGGGGAAAAGGAAAAACCUCCAGGACGAAGACUGCAGCGUGUGUUGGUCGAGUCGGUCGGCCGGGAAGCUACUGCUGGCCCCGCCGCCGCUCCUGCUGCUGCUGGGAGAAUUCCUGGGCUUCCUGAGCGGCUCCGAAGGAUGACCGCCGCACGGCUCGCUGCUGAAUCCCGGUGAACGAACGGCGUCUCAUGUCCAAACGGCGGAAGGAUGGCUCAUGGCAAAGUGACCAUCGCGGUGGACGAGUACAGCUCCAACCCCACGCAGGCUUUCACACAUUACAACAUCAACCAGAGCCGCUUCCAACCUCCACAUGUCCACAUGGUAGACCCCAUUCCUUAUGACACUCCCAAGCCAGCGGGACACACCAGGUUCGUGUGCGUCUCGGACACGCACUCGCGCACAGACGGCAUCCAGAUGCCCUACGGCGACGUGCUCCUGCACAUGGGCGACUUCACCGAGCUCGGCCUGCCGUCCGAAGUUAAGAAGUUCAACGACUGGCUAGGUGGCCUUCCGUACGAGUUCAAGGUGGUCAUUGCCGGGAACCACGAGCUGACCUUUGAUAAGGACUUUAUGGCCGAGCUGAUCAAGCAGGAUUACUACAGAUUCCCUUCGGUCUCCAAGCUCAAGCCGGAGGACUUUGACAACGUCCAGUCGCUCCUCACAAACUGCGUCUACCUGCAGGACUCGGACGUCACCAUUAAGGGAUUCCGGAUAUAUGGGACACCAUGGACUCCAUGGUUUAACGGCUGGGGGUUCAAUCUGCCUCGGGGGCAGUCUCUGCUGGAUAAAUGGAACCUCGUCCCCGAGGGCAUCGACAUCCUGAUGACCCAUGGACCUCCACUAGGUUUCAGAGACUGGGUUCCCAAAGAGCUGCAGCGGGUCGGCUGUGUGGAGCUACUCAACACGGUCCAGAAGAGAGUGCGACCCAAACUUCAUGCCUUUGGAGGCAUUCAUGAAGGGUACGGGAUCAUGACAGACGGAUACACGACGUUCAUCAACGCAUCGACGUGCACCGUCAGCUUCCAGCCCACCAACCCCCCCAUCGUGUUCGACCUGCCCAACCCCUCCAGCUCCUGAGACCAGACCACCGUGGACUGGGAAUGUUGCAGACCUGGAGAUACGACUUCUUUUCUAUAAAUAUUUCAAGCUCAAAAAAAAAAAAAAAAGAAAGAUCCAAGUGUUUUUUGCAAGUUUUUCCUCUUUUUUUGCUUUUCUCCAAGCUGUUGAUGAGACGAAGGAGAAAAUACUAGGGUCGGUUGGGAGGGGGGGCUGUGCUUUAAAGGAGAAUACCGGUGUUUUGUUAUUGUUUUUUUAAACUGUGCCAACAGUCCAGGUAUCUCGUCUGGAAUCACUCUGUCAUGUUUGAUUGCUCUUUGGUUUGACAAACAGCGAGAAAGUGAGAUAAGCUGUUUUUCACCGAGCAGAGGUAAGAGUUUUAUCAUCACGCUUCAUUUCUGUCAGCCACAGGAGGAAGACGAACUAAUCCUUUGAGAGAGAAAAAACGUUGCCUUCAUGCAGAACAAAUGACGUUUUUGUCCUGCCUUCUUCACAUUUUCAGGUUAUUUGUAAAACCAGCAGAACGUUUGAGUCUGUCCCUCACCGGUAUUCUCCUUUUCUUUGAGAUUUUGUGGUUAAACAAUCUUGCUCUUGAUAAAUAUUGGUCAGAACUGUAAAAUAAAUGAUGCUUUGUGAAUUUGUACAAGUUCUUUACAUUUGGUUUGGCCAAACAAUGGAUGCCAUUGUUUUACGUUGUCAUAUGGUUAAUAUUUAGUUUCUUUUUGCUUUAUGGUCAGUUCUUCUUCUCUUAUUGGCUGACAGGGACGCUGCCUUAAACUAGCUUUAAUGUUCUCAGCUAGAGCCCCAACUUUCUGCAAGCUCAGAGGAAAGUCCUUAUUUAUUACCCAUCAUCCCCACAGAAAAACACCUGACGAUGGCAGGGAGGGAAGGCUGUCGCUUACAGCCAGAAUGAUCACUUUUUAAUCAAGGAUUUCUCAUCUAAUUUGGAAAAUGUAUAAUAACAUAUAUAUAAAUUAUAUAUUCAUCUUUUAAAUCAUCUUAACUAAAGUUGUGUUUGACAGAGAAAAAAGAAAAUGUUUUUCUGUAUCUUCAAUGCUUGCAUUACCAGACGUUUUUUUUUCAUGUUUUUGUAGAAACUGAUUUUAAUUGAGAGAGGAAAACGUGUCGGUCACAAUCCAACAGGUGUUGUUUUCCCUGCAACACACCUGCCUAAACAUGAAUACCAUGUCCUUUAAAGUGUAAAAUCUGAUAGUAUUUGUGUUUUGUUGCUUUUUUUUUUUCUAAUUUUGCACUGUGUGUAAAUGCAAUCUUGCUAGCACAAAAAAAAUGUUGCCAAUAGUUGUCUCAACUCGUUUUCAACGGCUGUAAAAUGCUCUUUCUCUCUUCCUCUCUCUCGCUUUUUCUCUGAUUGUAUCCUUCUUCAUGGAAAUGUUAGUUCUCUUUCAGUUUAUUGUGAUAUAUUUAGCUGCCUUUAUAUGCAAAUAAAAUUGCAAGAUUUUUACUUA